Colletotrichum acutatum is the source of this 2263-nucleotide messenger RNA. RefSeq lists its product as uncharacterized. The transcript has 8 exons. The record is from RefSeq and is a predicted model, not a curated record. Gene Ontology annotation, biological process: regulation of DNA-templated transcription; DNA-templated transcription. Lineage: Eukaryota; Fungi; Ascomycota; Sordariomycetes; Glomerellales; Glomerellaceae. Gene Ontology annotation, molecular function: zinc ion binding; DNA binding; DNA-binding transcription factor activity, RNA polymerase II-specific. The coding region runs from base 220 to 2223 and encodes 667 amino acids.
AUUGCACGAUCGGAAAUGUAUGCCACCCCGCUAAACACUCAUAGCCAUUGAGAACAGCGAAGGGGAAAAAAUAGAAAAAGAGAAAAAAGACAGAACAGCUACUUGUAGGAUCUUCCCAUUUGUUUAGCCUCAUUGCUUUCAUUCCAUUCUUCUUCCAGCUCAUUUUCCCCAUUUACUUUGGAGAGUCUACCCUCACACAAAAAUUAUUAUCUACUUCGGAUGGAGGCCUCCGGCGUUAACAGCAAGAGGCCUGCGUGUGAUAAUUGUAAAGGCAGAAAGACCAAAUGCGACCGCGAAACGCCAUGUUCAAGCUGUGUGGCCUCAAACUUGACGUGCCGCCUGACGCAUCGCUCAUCCGAGAGACGACAGCGCGUCCUCAUCUCGCCCCGCUAUGAUGAGGCCAUAGAGAGUGUUGACCGCUCGCUGAAGGAAGUCUCCCAGGCGGUGCAGCAGCUGCUCGAAAUUAACCAGCAAAAGUCGCACUCAUCACCACUUGUGUCCCCUCCAUCCUUCAUCGGCAACCACUCUCCCAACUUUCCCGGUUUAUCUGAGGGAUACAGAGGCGAUUCCUCGUUCAAAGCGCAUGUUCACCGGGUCACCGAUGCACUCAAGGAUGUGGCUGCAGACCUAGAGUCGACCUUGGGCGACGAUUCGGCGCUCUCUGCGACCAUGCAAAUGAUCGACCAGGCUACGGGCAGUGAAGAGCGUAGUCCCACUCAGACUGGCAGCUCGCUAUUGUCCGUGCAAGCCCAGCUUCCCGAGUUGGGGAGCAGGAGCCUGCCGUCAACUGACCGCGUUCUGAAGCUGGUUCGACUGUGUCAGGCUGAGAAGCAGCGUUUUUUUAUUGAUGUCCCCGUGAUUGACGAACGAGAGUUUGGUGAGUUCUGCCAAAAGGUUUGCUUUGCCAUCACCGACUUUUCCACUGUGGAUUGGAUCAUUGUCAACGCCGGUCUGUUCUUCUUGCUCCAAGGACUCAAACCGCAUCAUUAUGCUAUCGUCAACAUCACCGAGUUAGAACUCGAGGCAUGCUCCCAACUCCUCAAGGUCAACCUUGAGACAGCGAUACAAAAUUUGAAACUUUGCAGCGAGCCCUCGCUACAAGCAUGCCAAGCUCUGGCGGUCCUGUACACGUUUUGCAAUAAAGUAGGUCAAAGUACCCUGGCAUGGCAGCUCAUAUCGGCUGCGUCGAGAAUGUGCAUCGACCUAGGUUGGCAUAGACUACCUAGCAGUGAGCCGGAUUUCUUCAAAAGGCGACAAGUAUUUUGGCAUGUUUAUGUGCACGACAAAGCCAUGGCUUUCACAAUGGGCAGGACGCCGUCGAUCCAUCCUUAUGACGUAUCCACUGAGCGGCCGUCCAUACCCAAGGACUGCGUUCCGGGUGUACCAGUACAUCUCUAUUCUGGGUUCUUCGAGUAUGCAGUUAUUGUUGGCGAUAUGCACGUUGAGCUCUUUUCUGCUUCAGCGCUUCGGCAGCCGCUGGAAACACGGAGCCAGAAUGCCAAGUUGGUGGUUGCCAAAUUGCUUGAAGUCAACACACGCAUCAAACAGUCUGCCGAAUAUAGCCCCUCAGACGAUGAUCUCCACAAGGCGCUUGCCACACUGCUCGACUUCAUGAUGUACGGUCUUGUCGCAAUAGCUUAUCGUGUCAUCCCAUGCGAUGAAGCAAGCUAUAGCCCACUGAAAUGCAGCAACGAAUGCACAGAGGCUGCUCGAGAUGCCCUUCGUACAAUUGUGGGAGCCUUCGAAUCGUGGGGCCACCUCAGAAUCACCGGAUGGUCAAUGCUGCUCAACAUGAUGUUAUCUCUGGUGCCUUUUGCCUGCUUUGUAGUCCUUGCGGGAUAUACUGUGACAACGGCCUCCGAAGAGGACCUAACGCUCCUCUGCAGCACUAUCUCUGCCAUUGAACCCACAUCAAGCAGCUCGCCUUCAGCCAAGAAGCUGUACGAUGUGUGUAAGGCCUUUUAUGAGCUCGCCAGCUUUUCCGUCAAGCGAAGAUCCUUGACAAGCAAGGGACCGCAGCAUGCAGAGCAGGCGUAUGGAGAACGGGAACUUGAGGAUAUUCCUUCUUUACCAGAGGUCAAUUUCGCACCACCUCCGUACGAUCACAUCAUGGCUCCCCAGGACUGGGACGCCGUGAUGAAUGAGUUCGAUCUAGUCACUGAGGCCAGCGCUAUGGCUUCCUUUGUAGAACCUUACAUACCAUUUGAUGGUAGACUACCCUGAAUUUUCAUGUAACACGCAUUAGACCAAAUUGCAGCUCGGG